This is a messenger RNA of Aureobasidium melanogenum CBS 110374, 681 nucleotides long. Its product is annotated as ras-domain-containing protein. The record is from RefSeq and is a predicted model, not a curated record. Bases 1 to 681 code for a protein of 226 amino acids. Gene Ontology annotation, cellular component: cytoplasm; nucleus. Gene Ontology annotation, biological process: ribosomal subunit export from nucleus; protein import into nucleus. Gene Ontology annotation, molecular function: GTP binding; GTPase activity. The transcript is spliced from 5 exons. NCBI's taxonomy places the organism in Eukaryota, Fungi, Ascomycota, Dothideomycetes, Dothideales, Saccotheciaceae.
AUGGCUGAAGUUCCCACCUUCAAGCUCGUCCUCGUUGGCGACGGCGGUACCGGCAAGGCACAGUCACCCAAAACUGACUGGAUAUCCGCAAAACAGACCACUUUCGUCAAGCGUCACUUGACUGGAGAGUUCGAGAAGAAGUACAUCGCCACUCUCGGUGUCGAAGUUCACCCUCUCGGCUUCACCACCAACCUCGGCCAGAUUCAGUUCGAUGUCUGGGACACCGCAGGUCAGGAGAAGUUCGGUGGUCUCCGUGACGGUUACUACAUCAACGGACAGUGCGGUAUCAUCAUGUUCGAUGUUACCUCGCGUAUCACCUACAAGAACGUCCCCAACUGGCACCGUGACCUCGUCCGUGUCUGCGAGAACAUCCCCAUCGUUCUCUGCGGUAACAAGGUCGAUGUCAAGGAGCGCAAGGUCAAGGCCAAGACCAUCACCUUCCACCGCAAGAAGAACCUCCAGUACUACGACAUCUCCGCCAAGUCCAACUACAACUUCGAGAAGCCCUUCCUGUGGCUCGCAAGAAAGCUUGUCGGCAACCAGACUCUUGACUUCGUCGCUGCCCCCGCUCUUGCUCCCCCAGAGGUCCAGGUCGAUGAGGCUGUUCUCAAGCAGUACCAGCAGGAGAUGGAGGCUGCCUCCAACAUGCCCCUCCCCGACGAGGACGAUGCCGACCUCUAA